This is a messenger RNA of Temnothorax curvispinosus, 526 nucleotides long. Its product is annotated as DNA polymerase alpha catalytic subunit-like. Bases 7 to 456 code for a protein of 149 amino acids. Gene Ontology annotation, molecular function: DNA-directed DNA polymerase activity; purine nucleotide binding; DNA replication origin binding. The transcript has 3 exons. Gene Ontology annotation, cellular component: alpha DNA polymerase:primase complex. Lineage: Eukaryota; Metazoa; Arthropoda; Insecta; Hymenoptera; Formicidae. The record is from RefSeq and is a predicted model, not a curated record. Gene Ontology annotation, biological process: lagging strand elongation; leading strand elongation; mitotic DNA replication initiation.
AGAUAUAUGUUAGAUGGCUCGCGUAGGAAAGCUGCGGCGUAUGCUGGAGGUCUCGUACUUGAUCCGAAGAAAGGUUUCUAUGACAAGCUGGGACUGCUGAUGGACUUCAAUUUCUGGUAUUAUACAAGAUGUAUUAAUCCGAGUAUUAUACAAGAGUACAAUUUGUGUUUUACCACCGUGCCCGGUGCGGCGUAUGCUGACGCCGAGCAAUUAAAUAUUCUCGAGUUAAAUCUGGAGUCAGGUAUGAUCCCAACGGAGAGUCACAAAUUAGUCAAAAGCAGACAGCAGAUCAAGCAACUCAUGAAAGCGCCGAAUCUAUUGCCGAAACAGAAAAUGGAUUAUCAUAUCAGGCAAAUGGCGUUGAACCUCACAACCAAUUCCAUGUAUGGAUGCUUGGGGGCGAUGUAUUGUCGAUUUUACGCUAAAGGUCUCGCCGCUCUGAUAACAGGGCUUUAGCCUAGGAGGAGGACGAGGAUAAAGCGAAGAGGAAAGAGCAACGUAAAGAACGCAAAGAAAAAGAACGAGA